GAAGGAAGGGCUGUCACAGAAUGGAAAAGGUCUGGAACUACUCGGAGAGCACACUCGGGAACAACUUCCUCAGGAGAGGAAAAGCGAGGCAGCUCCAUUGUGGGCCCCGAGGAAGGGAGACAACUUGGAGAGAGGGAGUGGGUUCCUCAUUAGUUGCCACCCAUCCCCACCGGAGGCCGCUUGGAGGGGCACGGGAGGAAGGCGAGACGUUUCUUCGCAGGCAUUAGAGAGUGAAACUGCCCGAGGAAGACACUUUCUUCUCGCACCCCCAGAGGCAGGAGCAGCAGCACUUUCCAUCCCUGGAUGACAAGCCCCAGUUCCCCGGGGCCUCGGCGGAGUUUGUAGACAAGCUAGAAUUCAUCCAGCCCAAUGUCAUCUCUGGGAUCCCCGUCUAUCGCGUCAUGGACCGGCAGGGCCAGAUCAUCAACCCCAGCGAGGAUCCCCACCUGCCCCAGGAGACGGUGCUCAAGUUCUACAAGAGCAUGACUCUGCUCAACACCAUGGACCGCAUCCUCUACGAGUCCCAGCGGCAGGGCCGGAUCUCCUUCUACAUGACCAACUAUGGCGAGGAGGGGACACAUGUGGGGAGUGCGGCAGCGCUGGACAGCACGGACCUGGUGUUUGGCCAGUACCGGGAGGCAGGUGUGCUAAUGUACCGGGACUACCCCCUGGAGCUGUUCAUGGCCCAGUGCUAUGGCAACGCGAGCGACCUGGGCAAGGGGCGCCAGAUGCCCGUGCACUAUGGCUGCAAGGAGCGCCACUUCGUCACCAUCUCCUCUCCACUGGCCACGCAGAUCCCGCAGGCGGUGGGGGCGGCCUAUGCGGCCAAGCGUGCCAACGCCAACAGAGUGGUCAUCUGUUACUUCGGGGAGGGGGCGGCCAGCGAGGGGGAUGCCCACGCCGGCUUCAACUUCGCCGCCACCCUCGAGUGCCCGGUCAUCUUCUUCUGCCGGAACAACGGCUAUGCCAUCUCCACGCCCACCUCUGAGCAGUACCGCGGGGACGGCAUCGCUGCUCGAGGCCCGGGCUACGGCAUCAUGUCCAUCCGCGUGGACGGCAACGAUGUGUUUGCCGUGUACAACGCCACCAAGGAGGCCCGGCGGCGGGCCGUGGCUGAGAACCAGCCCUUCCUCAUUGAGGCCAUGACCUACAGGAUCGGGCACCACAGCACCAGUGACGACAGCUCGGCCUACCGCUCGGUGGACGAGGUCAAUUACUGGGACAAGCAGGACCACCCCAUCUCCCGGCUGCGGCACUACCUGCAGGGCCGAGGCUGGUGGGACGACGAGCAGGAGAAGGCCUGGAGAAAGCAGUCCCGCAAGAAGGUGAUGGAGGCCUUUGAACAGGCGGAGCGGAAGCCGAAGCCCAACCCCAACCUGCUCUUCUCUGACGUGUACCAGGAGAUGCCGGCCCAGCUUCGCAAGCAGCAGGAGUCCCUGGCGCGGCACCUCCAGGCCUACGGCGAGCACUACCCCCUGGACCACUUCGAGAAGUGAGGCCCGCUUGCCCCAGCCCACCCCCACCCACCUCAACUCCCCCGAGGGGCAGCCCCAUUCUGGGGGGUGCCCAGGGAGCUGCAGGAUGCCACCCUGCUUCCCCAGCCAGCCCCCUCUGAAAUACUGGGGCCAGGACUCCAGCCAACCAUCUCCACUCCUCCAGGCUGUCACCCUGGGUGGGGGUUGGGGGGGGGCUCCGUCAGCCCCCUCCUCGCCUGUUACAGUGCCUUCUCCCAGGGGCUGGGCCAGGACGCCUCCAGGACUAGAAGCCCCUCUGGGGUGGGCAUGGCGGGUCAGCCUGUGGAAGUCACUCCCUCAAAAUGAGAGGUGGUCAGCAGGUGGCCAAUAAACUCUCUGUGUUUGGCUCUGUGCCA
Molecule: messenger RNA, 1870 nt
Organism: Acinonyx jubatus (cheetah)
Lineage: Eukaryota; Metazoa; Chordata; Mammalia; Carnivora; Felidae
Gene: BCKDHA
Product: branched chain keto acid dehydrogenase E1 subunit alpha
Exons: 9
Coding region: 402-1496 (364 amino acids)
Biological process (GO): branched-chain amino acid catabolic process
Molecular function (GO): oxidoreductase activity, acting on the aldehyde or oxo group of donors, disulfide as acceptor
Source: RefSeq, a predicted model, not a curated record